AUGACACGACUGGCGAUUCCAGAUUCUAAUACUUCCCCUUACUCCCGUGAUACAGACAUGGUCGUUUUCAAAGCAAAGCUCUCGGCACCAGGCAGGUGUCCGCAACCUUGUCGGUGUCGCUGCCACUCGUCUCGGCCGUCGACUUUCAGCUCUGUGGGCUGGGCGCGAAAUCUAGUGGGCCAUCUCUUCGUGGCAUAUGACCGCAAGUUAACAUUCGGGAACAAUGUCGAAUGCAGUGAACCACUGUGCAAGGGUAAUAAACGGUCGGUGGUGACCUUCAAAUACCAGUUUCCGGCAUGGCUCUGCUCGCGAUAUCUGUCAGCACAGGCAUCUAUGGACAUCCUUACCGGAUUAAGCGCGUCAUUGAGGCCUGUUAGAGUGUUACCGAUGAACGACGGUGUAAUAGCCAGCAUACAUUAUAGGGGAAGGGAAGCAGUGCAGUGGCGCAUGCAGAAUGGAAAUCUGAUUUUUCCUGAUGAUAGACAGUGUGAUGGAAAGACCGCUUUAGAGUGGGCAAUACGUGGUGGCACGGCCGAUGCCUUGGAGUUUUUGAUUGAGUUUUGGGUUGAGCAGCUCCGCAAGGACAGCUACAAUCCGGAUUGGUACUUUGCAGCGAAGCAUGAACUCAGAUGGAGACCGUUUAUGCCAGAGCAGGAGGAGAGAGCCCUCCGUGUGAUAACGUCAUUCGGAGAGGACAUUGUCGACGCUGUGCAGACGCCACUUCACGAUGCUGCUUGUAUUGUGGACGACGAUCCUAGGGCUAAACAAGAAAUCCGCGACGCCUUCUCAAAAUACCCAUGGGCUAUCAACCUGUGGAAUUACGAAGGAUCUACUCCACUAACUCUAGCUUCCGAAUGUGGCAACCUUGAAGCUGUGCGCGAGCUCAUCAGUGUCGGUUGCGAUAUCAACUGUUCAGAUUACGCUGGCCAAACGGCACUGAUGCGAGCGGCAGACAACGGCCAUUCUUGUAUAGUAGAGUGUUUACUAGAUGCCGGUUGCCCAGUUGACGCUACAUCAUCAACGGGCCGCACAGCAUUGAUGGACGCCGCGCGCCCGACGAGAGAACCUGAUGGAGACCCCACAGAAAUCAUUCGAAUCCUACUUUCCGCUGGCGCUUCGACAAAAUUACAAGAUUUGUGGGGCGAUACAGUUUUAGCUUACUUGGGAAAGCGCGAAACCACCGCAGCUGCCACUGAGGCCAAGUUUCACCUGCUCCUGGCAGCCGGCGCCGACAUUAAUUCGUGUGAUGCUACUGGUGAAUCACCGCUGCAACAAGCGAUAGCCCGGAACACAAAAUACGUCAUGAGGUAUCUCAUAGAGGCAGGUGCCGAAGUGCAGUGGUUUCGGCAAUAUCGCGUUAAUCUGCUACAUUAUGUAGCAUUACAUUCUGGUUUAGAAGCUUUGCAAGAAUUGGCAAGAAUGCAACUGCCGCGUUUGAAUACGGAUAUGUUGGAUGAAGAUGGCGAUACUCCAUGGGACUGUUUUAUCUACACCGUACAUUCGCCAGAUUGGAGACUUGGAGAUUUUCGAAGCCCUAACCCUCAAGAGAUCGAAUGUUUUGUCUCAUUGUACAAGAACAUGAGAGAGCAAAACCUGCAACUCGACAUUGGAAGACUACAGAGGACACGUCAAUACCUUGCGGACGCGAACCAGCGUGGAGCUAGCGCUGCCUUGGAGCCGCUGAUCAAGGAGAAGAAAGAGUGGGAACAAUGGGAAUCUCUGUCAACUUAUAAGGCGAUAUUAUUGCAAGUUAAGCAGGAGAUGUGGGAGGCAGCCAUUGAAUCCGUGGACGAGAACAUUGAAGUUUUGCAGGAAAGAAUUGCCCAGGACCCGUGGGAUCAGGAGUCAUAUUGGGACUACUUGAAAAACUCAGGCUCGGAGGAUUCUGAGGAUGAGGUGAGCAGCUUGGGAAGCGAUGAGAGUGAAUACCAAGACUGCGAGGAGGAUGAAGAUAGCGAGGUGCGAGACCACGAAUGA
Colletotrichum truncatum is the source of this 1977-nucleotide messenger RNA. The record is from RefSeq and is a predicted model, not a curated record. NCBI's taxonomy places the organism in Eukaryota, Fungi, Ascomycota, Sordariomycetes, Glomerellales, Glomerellaceae.